AUGACCUCGUUAAAGGAUUUCAUCAAAAAGGUGCGCGCCGCCAAAACAAUUGCGGACGAGCGUACUGUCAUUCAAAAGGAAUCCGCCGCCAUUAGAACAUCGUUUCGCGAAAAUGACACCGACAACCAUGUGCGGAAACAAAAUGUAGCCAAACUGCUAUACCUUUUCACUCUUGGUGAGCGCACGCAUUUCGGCCAGGUUGAGUGCUUGAAGUUGCUGGCAACGUCGAAAUUCUCCGACAAGCGUCUUGGCUACUUGGGCACGAUGCUUUUGCUCGACGAAAAUCAAGAGGUUUUGACCCUUUUGACGAACUCUCUCAACCAAGACUUGUCACAUCCUAACCAGUACAUUGUGUCGCUUGCACUCUGCACUCUUGGUAACAUUGCAUCUACCGAGAUGGCUCGCGAUUUGUUUGCCGACAUUGAAAAGCUUAUUGUUUCAUCAAACUCUUACCUGCGCAGAAAGGCAGCAAUUUGUGCCAUGCGUAUUAUCCGCAAAGUGCCCGAGCUUGAGGAAAAUUACGUAGACAAGGCCAAGUUGUUGCUUGGAGAUAAGAGCCACGGUGUUUUGCUUUGUGCCAUGGCACUAGUGACAGAUAUUUGCAUAAAUAACCCUGAUCAGAUUCCCAAUUUCCGCCAGUCACUCCCUCUUUUGAUUAAACAACUUGAGGCCGUUAUACAAUCCGGAUAUGAUCCAGAGCACGACGUGACUGGUAUUCCAGAUCCGUUUUUGCAAGUCAAGAUUUUGCGUCUAAUGAGAAUCUUGGGAGCUGGUGAUGCUCAAUCUUCUGAGAUGAUGAGCGACAUUUUGACAUCUAUUGCAUCCAAGACUGACUCCACCAAGAAUGUUGGUAAUGCAGUUUUGUACGAAGCAGUCCAGACCAUUUUUUCAAUUGAGGCAGACCCUGGUCUUCGGGUGCUUGGUGUUACCAUUCUCGGUAAAUUUUUGAGUAACCGCGACAAUAAUACUCGAUACGUUGCACUCAAUACUCUUUUACAAGUCAUUGAACGUGAACCGAUUGCAGUUCAGAGACAUAGAGCAACCAUUAUUCAGUGCUUGCAAGACAGCGAUAUUUCUAUUCGCCGACGUGCGCUGGAACUUUCAUAUGAGCUGGUGAAUGAGCAAAAUGUACGGGCUCUUACGCGCGAUUUGUUGUCCUUUUUGGAAACUGCUGAUACCGAGUUCAAGGCAAAGCUUACCUCACAGAUUGCGAUUGCGGCUGAAAAGUACGCGCCUAACCGCCGGUGGCACAUUGACACCAUCAUACGGAUGCUCAAGAUUGCAGGAGGAUACACUCAAGAGAACGUUUUAUCGUCAUUUGUUGUUUUGGUGAUGAACUCUGAAGAUUUGCAACUGUACACUGUACAGAAGCUGUAUGCAUCUGUGCGCAAUGAUUUCACUCAGGAGGGCCUAACAUUAGCUGCAACAUGGCUUAUUGGCGAAUACGGCAAUGUUUUACUUCAAGGAGGCUCAUUCAACGACGAAGAUCAACCUGUGGAAGUUUCUCCAGCUGCCAUUGUCGAUGUUUUGGAGUCAAUUCUUAACAGUUCUUAUGCCACUGAGGUUGUCAAGGAGUAUGUUUUGAAUGCUUUGAUGAAGCUCACUACACGUGUUGGCCAAAAUCCUUCUAUUAUUGAGAGAAUCCGGUUGUUACUACAGAAAAACGCUAUGGAUUUGGAUACCGAGAUUCAGCAACGUGUUGCUGAAUACAGUACGCUUUUUAAGUACGAUUCUGUGCGGGUUGGUGUUUUGGAGCGAAUGCCAGCGCCGGAGAUGGCUCAAGAGCUGAGCAAGCGAUAUGAGGAAGAGAAGAAGAAGAAGGAUGUGAAGCGCAACCCAUUACGGUCUGUUACGGCUAACUUGUCUACGGGAGGAUCUACAGGUAAGAGUUCUGUGGCAGUUAAGAACAAUGGUGGUGCAGGUGCAUCUGCUGGUGACUUGCUGCUUGACUUGAUGGGAGAUGAUGAUUCUAGUGCUGGGGCUGGUGGCGCUGGCAACGGAGUAUCUGCAGCACCAAGUGCAGCACCCCAGAAAAACAAUAUCGACUUGUUGUCUGAUUUGUUUGGAGGAAGUGGUGAUAACGGUAGCAGUACAAGCACUGGUAACGGUGGUAGCACCAACAGUGCACCUGCCAAACCUGCAAACCAAAGCAUUUUGGAUCUGUUUGGCAAUUCACCUGCAGCACCAUCAUCAGUACCUGUUUCAGCUCCAGCUCCGACACCCGUGAGAUCUACUGCACCCUUUUCAUCGACUCUUGGCAUUGGCGAGAUUGAAGCAUACUCUCGAGGAUCACUUCGAUUAACUCUUGAGCCUAUUCGCAAGGAAGAGCCUGGAUCUGUUGUUAUUGUUGCACGGUUCCACAAUGACGGUGGACUCGGUUCUCCUGAAAUUAGCAACAUUAAUCUUCAAGUUGCCAUUCCUAAAGGUCAGAAACUGACGAUGAAGGCUCUGAGUGGAGGAGGCCUAGUUGUUGCAGGAUCUGGGCCGGUGACACAAGAGCUUAAGAUUGCGGGUACACCUGGAGGCAAUGUUAAGCUGCGGAUGCGGUUGAGUUAUAGCGUUGGUGGGGGAGAAGAGGUCAAGGACCAGGUGGACUUUGCCAAGUUCCCCGAGGGGCUGUUGUAA
Messenger RNA from Magnusiomyces paraingens, 2625 nucleotides. RefSeq lists its product as uncharacterized. The record is from RefSeq and is a predicted model, not a curated record. Gene Ontology annotation, biological process: intracellular protein transport; Golgi to vacuole transport; receptor-mediated endocytosis. The transcript has a single exon. Gene Ontology annotation, cellular component: membrane coat; AP-1 adaptor complex; Golgi apparatus. Bases 1 to 2625 code for a protein of 874 amino acids. NCBI's taxonomy places the organism in Eukaryota, Fungi, Ascomycota, Dipodascomycetes, Dipodascales, Dipodascaceae. Gene Ontology annotation, molecular function: clathrin-cargo adaptor activity.